Messenger RNA from Arachis duranensis, 2133 nucleotides. RefSeq lists its product as uncharacterized. Lineage: Eukaryota; Viridiplantae; Streptophyta; Magnoliopsida; Fabales; Fabaceae. The transcript has 3 exons. The record is from RefSeq and is a predicted model, not a curated record. Gene Ontology annotation, molecular function: protein binding; FMN binding; 4 iron, 4 sulfur cluster binding. Bases 1 to 1824 code for a protein of 607 amino acids. Gene Ontology annotation, biological process: tRNA processing.
AUGUCGGCACCCGCACUCUUCUCCACCGUGAGCGCCACCACGGCCACUGCCAUAACCUUGUUCUUAAUCUGCAAGUCUCGUCUCAUGCGCGUCAGCCCCUACGAAAAGAAUCUCACAACACACCAUCACCAACAACCCAAACGCAAUCCCGAACAACCCAAACGCGAUCCACGUGGCAAGAUACUAUUCGUUUCCCAAAUCGGAACUUCAAAAGCCCUAGCGACGUGCCUCUGCGAUUUGUUAGAGUCGAAAGGCGUCGUUUUGGACGUCGUAGAUGCCCGGAAUUACGAGCCCGAAGCCCUACCCAAGGAGAACCUCGUCGUCCUCGUUGCUUCAACUUCGGAUGUUUGGAACCUAUCUCCAGCACGGGAUUUCUCCUCCAAUCACGACCUAGCUUGGGGAGCAAGGUUCUUCGUCGGUUGGAUCAAGGAAAAAGCGAAAGCCUUUAAGGUUGGAGCGUUUGUUGUGAAUGCUUGCAGUUUCAGUGCCUUUGUGGUGGGCAGACAGGUUACUGAAGGUGGCAAGAAUUUGAUGGCUAAGGCCGCUAAUGAGAUUAGGGUUUUGGGGCACACUGCUGAAUCGAACGCCGAUUUUGACAGCUGGUGGGGAAGUGGUGUUGCGGUUUUGCAAGGUGCUGUUUUGGGAGAUGUUGCUGACGGAAUAUGCGAGAAAUCUAAACUUGAGGAUGCUGGUUCUUCUGAUCCAAAGCGUUUAUAUAUGUUGGUGGAAAAUGGGGAUUGGAUAACAGAGGAAACUGAGACUGGUUGGAGCUUCACUAAUAUCAUCAAGCACAGGAUGUUAACUAUCAAUGACGACAACUUUAUGAAAGAUGGCACUAUUAAACUUGAUGAAGUAGGUGGUGUAACUCCUGAAUGGCCACUUAAAGAUGAUCUAUUCGUCCACAACAGUCGGUUACCAACUUCUCAAGGAUUUUGUUCUGUUGGUCACUGCUUUUUCUUUGCUGGUGGUUUUUUGUCUACUAUUUUACCAGAAUGGAACUUGAGUCUGGACGAUCAUUUCCCAUCAAACCUGUGGUGCCUCAAGUUUAAGGAUUCUACUUGGGUUUGGAGUAUAUGUGGAAGCAUGUUCUGCCACCGAUCAAAUCCCUUAAUAGUCCCACACGAUGGCAAAUUGUACAUCUUUGGGGGUCAUGAAGUAGGUGCACAUUGGGUUGAGAUCUAUAGCCUAAAAUCAGGUCUUUGGGAAAAAAGGGAACUGCCCAAUUCUGCUCUCUUGCCAGAUCUCACGUGCCCUCCUAGCUCUUACUUUUUUUGGGAGGAUAGCAACAAGAGUCACAAGAAGACCCGCAUUGUAUUGUAUUCUGUUGAUUAUAAGUAUAACCGUCAGUGGCUCAUGUCAUAUGACGUCAAGGCUAACAGCUGGGAAGCAGUUGAAUGCAAUUUUCCGUCAGUUCCUGAAGCUUGUUCUCGAAAAGUAUUUUGGUUGGGAUGCAGCCAUUAUCUUCUGAUUGUUGACUUCGGUGAAAUGGGGUGGAAGUGGUAUAUUUAUGACUUGUCCAAGAAGAAGCUUGUGGCAGUAGUGCCCAUAGAUGAUUUGGACAACAGUGGGAUGGUAUCAAAUAUUUUUUGUUGCCACCACACUAGCAAAGAAAGGUUGAUCUAUGUAUUCAUGGAAUUCGAUGAAAGGGCUUUCGAGGAAGGGUCAAAUCUUCCUCAGCUUGUUCCUUAUGCCAGAGUCAGGCUCCAACUCAAACCCUUUUCUGCCAAGAUUGAAUCCAAGGGUUAUCUUAGAGUUGGUCCUCAUUACAAAUGCUAUAUGUUUGCUGUUGGAGAUGAAGGCAAUAAAGAGAAGAGUGUAGUUUAGUAUGGAGGUGUGGUGGAUAUUAGGAAUUAGAACUUGACAAUGAAUGAAAAGUAGCCAAAGAAAGAAGUGAUGGAUAGCAAAGUGAUAUGAAAGCUCUAGCCACCUUGAAUCCAACUUUGUUACCAAGACAUGCAUGCCAAUCUGCCUUUCUACAAGUAUACAAAUAUUUUGUAAGCCAUGUAUUUACCUCUUUGGCCUGAAACACAGGACUCAACAUCUCCCAAGUCUAAGUGCAAUUCAAAUGUAUAUACUCUUUUAUCAUGAUUUAUGUCUAGAAACAAACAACUUUUAUUAAAUAUACUUUACUUG